Molecule: messenger RNA, 1072 nt
Organism: Ahaetulla prasina
Lineage: Eukaryota; Metazoa; Chordata; Lepidosauria; Squamata; Colubridae
Product: glutathione S-transferase-like
Exons: 7
Coding region: 195-860 (221 amino acids)
Biological process (GO): glutathione metabolic process; xenobiotic metabolic process
Molecular function (GO): glutathione transferase activity
Source: RefSeq, a predicted model, not a curated record
UCUGUUGGCCACCAAUGAAGUUCCUCCUCCAUAUGGGCUGCUCCUUAGCUCUUUUCUGUCAGAAGGUGGAGCUUGGGAGCUUUAUAUAUUGACGAUGCAUGGAAUACAUCACCUUGCAUUAAGAAGAACCUGCACUUACUGAGGCUUUUCAGCAGACCACAUUCGACCACACAGGAUAACAGUUUAGUAAGACCAUGGCUGGAAAACCAAAGCUUCACUACUUCAAAGCAAGAGGGAGAAUGGAAACUAUAAGGUGGAUGUUGGCUGCAGCUGGGGUUGAGUUUGAAGAACAAUACAUUGAAUCAAAAGAAGAUCUACAAAAGUUAAAAAAUGAUAAAUGCCUGCUUUUCGAUCAAGUGCCCAUGGUGGAAAUUGAUGGGAUGAAGCUGGUGCAAACGCGAGCCAUUCUCAAUUACAUCACAGGAAAAUACAACCUCUAUGGGAAGGACCUAAAGGAGAGAACACUAAUUGACAUGUACUGUGAAGGUACUGUAGAUCUCAACGAGGGAAUUAUGAUGCUUUACUUCAAGCCAGCCGACACCAAGGAGAAGGAGUUACAGACAAUCCUGGAAAAAGCCUCUACCAGAUAUUUCCCAGUCUAUGAAAAGGUGCUCAAAGAUCACGGAAAAGACUUCCUUGUUGGAAAACAGCUUAGCAGAGCAGAUGUUCAACUACUUGAAAGCAUUUUGAUGGUGGAAGAGUUGAAGGCAGACAUCCUCUCAACAUUUCCUCUAUUAAAGGCUUUUAAAGGGAGGAUAAGUAACAUCCCCACAAUUAAGAAAUUUUUGCAGCCUGGCAGUGCACGAAACCCUCCAAUGAAUGAGAAAAUGGCAGCUGAAGUAAUAAAAACUUUCCACUAAAUUUUGGCUGGGAAUCUGGGGUCAUUCACUGGUGUAGAUAGAAAUGCCGACUUUAGAUGGGGCAGUAACCUUACAUCAAGUGAUUGUAAGGGACUACAACUUUGCAGGCCUGUAUUUCAAGAUCAAUCAACAUAAUUAUAGUGGAAAGAUCAAGAUGUGUAAAGAUAAAACUUUGCCAUUAAACUAACCUGCAAUAAAACAUUCCAAACCAA